GAAUUCUAUGAAAGAAACUGAUAGAGAACAAUUUGGCGCGAAGUGUUUUAGUUUUAGGUUAUUUUUUACCAUCUACGUUGUUUUUAAGUUAAUUUUAACGCAUAUAAUCUUUUUUAUGUAAGAUAUUCAGAAGUUACACAUUUAAAAUUGAAUUGCUUCUUUAAAAAAUGUUCUCGAAAGAGAUUUUCCAAAAUAGUGAUACUGACGAAACCUUCAAUGAAUACAAUGGAAAAGAGAGUGAUUUUGAAAAGGAAUACAGUGAAACAAAUGAAAAAAGUGAUCUGGAAAGGGAGCGGGAACGAAAUAUCAGGAAAAUGCAUCAAUUUGUCUUUGCAGAUGAUCCUGAGGGACUGGAAAGAGCUUUAGCAAGUAUACAGGACUAUUCAAAAUCUAUUAAUGGCACUGCAAAGUCAUUAUCAGCCCCCAAAAAGAGAAGGUCUCAUAAAGACAGAACAGUAACUUUUAACUACGAAAUUCCUCUGCAGCGAAGAAAAUCAUUAAGAAUAGCAAAAAUUGAGCCCAUACAUUAUAAUAAGCUGGAUUUUGAAAAUGAACCUUAUGAUGAUGAAAUAGAAAACUUGGAGAAAGUGAUUUUCAGACCGAGGAUUAGAAUUAACACCUCCAGUAGACCAUCAGUGGUAAAUUACAUUCCUGUAGAAGAUGUAACACCUGAAUACUUGGCCAAAAUAGCCAAAUCGAGCACUAAAAAAGUGUACAGUCAGAAUGGAACAUCUUGUCACCAGUGUCGCCAGAAAACAUUAGACAGUAAGACUGUUUGUCGUAGUGGAAGAUGCUUUGGUGUCAGAGGCCAGUUUUGUGGUCCAUGUUUAAAGAAUCGUUAUGGGGAAGAUGCAGCAACAGUUCUUUUGGACCCAAAUUGGCAGUGCCCUGGUUGUAGAGACCGCUGCAAUUGUUCAUUUUGUCGAAAACGAAAAGGUAAAAGACCAACUGGAAUUUUGGCCCCAAUUGCUCAAAGACAAGGAUACAGAAGUGUUGAUGAAUUUCUACAAAGCCUUAAUGGUAUUGGAGACAAUUUUGAAAACAGUCAUGAUGAAGAAACGCCAGAUGACUUGUUAGGAUUUGAUGAUUUUGGUAAACCUGUAGUAAGGGAGCUGCAAUCAGUUAAAUGUGAAGAGAAGGACAGUGAAGGGUAUAAAAAUGAUGACAACGAUGAUAAUUCUUGAUUUGCAUUUUAUAACUUUGUGGCUGUUUUGUUUUUGUUUUUCAGUAUUUGUUUAGUUUUUAAUUACAGUAAUUUACU
Messenger RNA from Agrilus planipennis (emerald ash borer), 1261 nucleotides. Its product is annotated as cell division cycle-associated protein 7. The transcript has 3 exons. Bases 168 to 1184 code for a protein of 338 amino acids. Gene Ontology annotation, biological process: regulation of DNA-templated transcription. Gene Ontology annotation, cellular component: nucleus. The record is from RefSeq and is a predicted model, not a curated record. NCBI's taxonomy places the organism in Eukaryota, Metazoa, Arthropoda, Insecta, Coleoptera, Buprestidae.